Molecule: messenger RNA, 906 nt
Organism: Fopius arisanus
Lineage: Eukaryota; Metazoa; Arthropoda; Insecta; Hymenoptera; Braconidae
Exons: 2
Coding region: 301-609 (102 amino acids)
Source: RefSeq, a predicted model, not a curated record
AGCUCCAUUGCGAAUGAAUUAACACUCAGCAAUGACGUCUACAUUCUCUCGUGACGUUUAAUAAUUUAUGCGUCAUUCAGAAACGUUGGAAAAUAAUUAAUAUCCAGUGUUCCACCUGCAUUUUCGUCAUGUGUUUCACAACCCUUCUCCAAUUAUUUCAAUGCGCAAUGAUCUCGUACUCGUUGGGUAGUUUUUUUUUCAUCGCGAGGACCAAUCUCUGUCCCUGUGUACAUUAACACAUACUUGGCUCUGCUUUGCGUGCCUCAAAAUUCUGAUCACUGUGGUUAGUUGGAAUAGAAAAUGCUGACGAACGUUGGCAGUGAUAUUGAGUUAAAACAGAAGGAUCUGAUGGAAUACAAGAGCUUGUCUGUUGUCUAUUAUGCUCGAGUUUUCAUAGUUGAUUUGUGUGAAGUUGACGGUCUGCGGUGUUUUGCGAAUAUCUUUGCAGGGGGAAAGAUGAACCAAAUAGUUUCGGGGAUAUUCGCAAAACAAUGUGGAACAUUUUGGACGAGUUUCACUUCACAUUUGACUCCUGAUUGUUUAUCUCGUCUGACAACACAUUCAGGGACUCGGGCUGCUUUAUUCAUCGGUGGAUUAACAUCCUUUUGAGGCCUGAUAAACACCCGAAAAAGAUCCUACACCCCCUUAACCCUGUCGUCCCACAGAACGACGAAAAAAGAAAUUAACCAUUGUAACUAAUUCCUAACAACAAAAAGAAAACGUUUUUUCCAAUUAUUAUCGUAAUAACACUCCCAGUAUUUUCCCACGUGAUAAACGUGAUUCCAACGAUGAGAAUUCAUAAAAAAUAAUGUUUAAAACAAAAUGAUGAGAACCAACGGUAGAUUAAAAAAAGAAAAAUCUAAAAUUAUUAUUGAAAAACCACCAAAUGCACAAUUGUUUUGUGGA